Messenger RNA from Cyprinodon variegatus (sheepshead minnow), 1355 nucleotides. RefSeq names its product ATPase, H+ transporting, lysosomal 42kDa, V1 subunit C1 (gene atp6v1c1a). Gene Ontology annotation, cellular component: lysosomal membrane; vacuolar proton-transporting V-type ATPase, V1 domain. The record is from RefSeq and is a predicted model, not a curated record. Gene Ontology annotation, biological process: proton transmembrane transport. Gene Ontology annotation, molecular function: proton-transporting ATPase activity, rotational mechanism. Bases 186 to 1337 code for a protein of 383 amino acids. Lineage: Eukaryota; Metazoa; Chordata; Actinopteri; Cyprinodontiformes; Cyprinodontidae. The transcript is spliced from 13 exons.
GCCACUUCCGGUUCCUCUCCGGAUCAGCUGACUCUGAUGCUGCUGACAGGAGAUCCGACGAACUGCGCUGAAUUGCAACUAUGAACAUUGUCAAGCCAUAGAAACACUACAGGCACUCAUAUAUCCGCCAGUAUCAGACACCAAUUUAGUAUACUGUUUUCUGUAGCUUCAUCGGAGCUGUAAACAUGACUGAGUUUUGGCUGAUCUCUGCUCCUGGGGAGAAGACCUGCCAACAGACAUGGGACAAACUGAUGGCAGCAACCACACGCACUAACAACCUCUCCAGCAAUCACAAGUUCAGCAUCCCAGACCUCAAGGUCGGAACGCUUGAUGUCCUGGUGGGACUCUCAGAUGAACUGGCCAAAUUAGAUGGCUUCGUUGAAAGUGUGGUGAAGAAGGUGGCUCAGUACAUGGCUGAUGUGCUGGAGGACAGCCGGGACAAGGUGCAGGAGAACCUGCUGGCCAAUGGAGUUGACCUUGUCACCUACAUCACUCGGUUCCAGUGGGACAUGGCCAAAUAUCCCAUAAAACAAUCCCUUAAAAACAUCUCUGAAAUCAUCUCAAAGCAAGUAACCCAAAUUGACAACGAUUUAAAGGCCAGAGCAUCAGCUUAUAAUAACCUGAAGGGAAACCUGCAGAACCUGGAAAGGAAGAAUGUGGGGAGUUUGCUGACAAGGAGCUUGGCUGAUAUUGUCAAAAAGGAAGAUUUUGUGUUGGAUUCAGAGUAUCUCAUUACUAUGCUUGUGGUUGUACCCAAGGCCGCCUAUGCAGAUUGGCAGAAAACAUAUGAAACCCUGGCUGAGAUGGUGGUGCCUCGAUCAUCAAAUCUGCUGUUUGAGGACAGCGACAGCGGGUUGUUCAGCGUCACCUUGUUCAGGAAAGCCAUCGAUGACUUCAAACACAAAGCCAGAGAGAACAAAUUUACAGUGAGAGACUUUCAGUACAAUGAAGAGGAGAUGAAGGCUGACAAGGAGGAAAUGACGAGGCUCUCCACAGAUAAGAAGAAGCAGUUUGGUCCCCUGGUCCGAUGGUUAAAGGUGAACUUCAGCGAAGCCUUCAUCGCCUGGAUUCACAUCAAAGCACUGAGGGUCUUUGUGGAAUCCGUUCUGAGAUAUGGGCUGCCGGUGAACUUUCAGGCCAUGCUUCUGCAGCCUAACAAGAAGACCAUGAAGAAGCUGCGGGAGGUGCUCAAUGACCUGUACAAACACCUAGACAGCAGUGCAGCGGCCAUCAUUGAUUCUGCAAUGGACAUCCCCGGCCUGAACCUGAGCCAGCAGGAGUACUAUCCCUACGUCUACUACAAGAUCGACUGCAACCUGUUGGAUUUUAAAGUUUAAACUGUUGUCCUCAUGCUG